AUGUCAAUUACUGAAAAAGUUAAUUUAACAACAGGAACAGGAUGGGGAUCAGGACCAUGUGUUGGAAAUACUGGAAGUGUUCCAAGACUAGGUAUUCCAAGUAUUUGUCUUCAAGAUGGACCUAAUGGAGUAAGAUUUACAGAUUUCGUAACUCAUUUCCCAUCAGGCUUAGCUACUGCAGCUACGUUUAAUAAAGGAUUAAUGUAUUUAAGAGGUAAAGCUAUUGGUAAAGAACAUCGUAAAAAAGGUGUGCAUGUUGCUUUAGGUCCAGUUAUUGGUCCCAUGGGUUUAAAAGCUGCCGCCGGCAGGAAUUGGGAAUCAUUUGGUGCUGAUCCUUAUUUACAAGGUGUUGGUGGAGCAGCGACCGUUGAAGGAAUGCAGGAUGAAGGAGUUAUUGCAACAGCAAGACAUUUAAUUGGUAAUGAACAAGAACAUUUUCGCCAAGUUGGUGAAUGGGAUCAAAAUGGUUGGGAUAAAUUAGAAUGUUCAUUAAGUUCAAAUAUUGGUGAUAGAGCUAUGCAUGAAGUUUAUCUAUGGCCAUUUGCCAAUGUAGUCCGAGCUGGUGUUGGAAGUGUCAUGUGUGCUUAUAAUCGAGUCAAUAAUACAUAUGCUUGUGAAAAUUCAAAUUUAUUGAAUAAUUUAUUAAAAUCUGAAUUAUCAUUUCAAGGGUUUGUCGUUUCAGAUUGGGGUGCUCAACAUUCAGGAGUCAAUUCAGUCAUUUCUGGUUUAGAUAUGAGUAUGCCGGGUGAAGUUUUUGAUGAUUGGUUAACUGGGAAAUCAUAUUGGGGACCAUUAUUAACAAGAGCUGUUUAUAAUGGAACAAUUAGUCAAGCAAGAUUAGAUGACAUGGCCAUGAGAAUCCUUGCCCCAUUUUUUGCUAUUAAAAGUGUUCAAUUACCUACUGAAGAUGAUGUACCCAAUUUCAGUUCAUGGACUCAUCAUACAUAUGGACAAGAAUUCCCCUAUCAACAUUAUGGUCCAAUUGUUCAAAAAAACUGGCAUAUUGAAGCAAGAUCAGAAUUUAGUGAUAACACUGCUAUAACCGUUGCAAGAGAGAGUAUUGUAUAUACUUAA
Candida tropicalis MYA-3404 is the source of this 1074-nucleotide messenger RNA. RefSeq names its product glycoside hydrolase family 3 protein. The record is from RefSeq and is a predicted model, not a curated record. Bases 1 to 1074 code for a protein of 357 amino acids. Gene Ontology annotation, molecular function: beta-glucosidase activity. Gene Ontology annotation, biological process: glucan catabolic process. NCBI's taxonomy places the organism in Eukaryota, Fungi, Ascomycota, Pichiomycetes, Serinales, Debaryomycetaceae. The transcript has a single exon.